UGUCCCGGCUGCUGCCUGAAGGACUUCCUCCUGAAAACGUCCGUCCUGGUUCGGUCCACGCAGCCGUUCACAGAAGUUCCGCCGCAGAGAAAACGACUCACUGAAGCUGGACUUUUAGAAGAACAUUUCUCGUCUCCUGGUGAAAAACUUCACCAGUCGCUUUCUGCCGUGCCUCCGUUAAAUCCGCCGGUCAGUCGACCCGCCUGCUGCCGCCUCUCCUCGGCUGAACCUUCAUGGUUAAUUAUUUGUUUUUUAUAAUCAGUGUCGGCGGGCAUCAGAGUUUCCGUUCUCUUAAAGCGCGACCUCCUGUCAUCCCGUUCAGUUUGUGCGACUUUAAUUCAGGUGACGUGCGGCGACCGACGAGCUGAAAAUGAAUCCGAGCGGAACCAGCAGCGGGAAGACUUUCCUGUUCACAUCCGAGUCUGUUGGAGAGGGACACUCCGAUAAAAUGUGUGAUCAGAUCAGUGAUGCUGUACUUGAUGCUUACCUGAGUCAAGACCCCGACUCCAAGGUGGCCUGUGAAUGUGUGGCGAAGACCGGCAUGAUUUUACUGGCUGGAGAAGUGACAUCGAAGGCCAAAGUGGAUCUCCAGUCAGUGGUCCGGAACACCGUCAAGUCGAUUGGCUAUGAUGGUUCUUCAAAAGGUUUUGACUAUAAGACCUGCAACGUGCUGCUAGCGUUGGAGCCGCAGUGUGUGGAGAUAGCCGACUGUGUGUUUCAAGGCCGGGAUCAGGACAACAUUGGUGCAGGGGACCAGGGCUUUAUGUUUGGCUACGCCACAGAUGAGACUGAGGAGUGUAUGCCCUUAACCAUCCUCCUGGCUCACAAGCUCAACCGCAGGAUGAAGGAGCUGUCACGCAAUGGAGAGUGUCCUUGGAUACUACCAGACUCCAAAUCACAAGUCACAGUGGAGUACAGAGACAACAUGGGAGCCAUGGAGCCCAUGCGUGUUCACACUGUGGUCCUCUCAGUACAACACAUCCCAGAGAUCACCCUGGAGGAGAUCAGACGCCAUCUGAUGGAGAAGGUGGUGAAGGUUGUCAUUCCUGCCAAGUACCUGGAUGACAAGACCAUCUACCAUCUUUUGCCAAGUGGGAAAUUCCUUAUAGGUGGCCCCCUGAGCGAUGCAGGACUCACAGGGCGUAAAAUCAUAGUGGACACAUACGGAGGAUGGGGAGGGCACGGAGGAGGGGCUUUCUCUGGGAAGGACUACUCGAAAGUGGACCGGUCCGGAGCUUAUGCGGCUCGCUGGGUUGCCAAGUCUUUGGUCAAAGCUGGACUGUGCAGGAGAGUCCUCGUUCAGAUCUCCUAUGCUAUCGGUGUGAGUCAUCCACUCUCCAUCUCAGUGUUUCACUACGGCACGUCGAACAGGGAUGAAGACGAGCUGCUGCAGAUUGUACAAAAGAACUUUGACCUGAGGCCUGGUGUCAUUGUGAAAGAGCUGGGUUUGAAGCGGCCAAUUUACCAGGCCACUGCCUGCUACGGUCACUUUGGCAGAGAGGAGUUCCCCUGGGAAAAACCGAAGCCUCUGGUGUUUUGAGUUUGUGGUCGAUCACAUUUCAGUCAUAAAACUAUCAAGAGUUCAGUUUUAAUCACAGAUUUCCAUAUAUUCUAAAUACAGCAGUGUCACUGAAAACAAAUGUCUUUUCUCUGUCAUGUCUUAAUUUCUGACCUUAAACUGUAAGGCAGUGGUCAGUGCCUUUGUUCAAGAUUAAAUUUUGAUUUUGUUUAUUUUUUUUUUUAACAAAACCGUGAUUGAGGUACUUUCCUGUAUGAGAGACUAGUGUUUGUUCAAAAUAAUCAUGCAAUAAAUGUGAUGUUUUUCGGAAAUCUUGGGAGUAACUGUGA
Messenger RNA from Chelmon rostratus (copperband butterflyfish), 1848 nucleotides. RefSeq names its product methionine adenosyltransferase II, alpha-like (gene mat2al). Gene Ontology annotation, biological process: S-adenosylmethionine biosynthetic process. Gene Ontology annotation, molecular function: methionine adenosyltransferase activity; ATP binding. The record is from RefSeq and is a predicted model, not a curated record. Gene Ontology annotation, cellular component: methionine adenosyltransferase complex; cytosol. The transcript has 9 exons. NCBI's taxonomy places the organism in Eukaryota, Metazoa, Chordata, Actinopteri, Chaetodontiformes, Chaetodontidae. Bases 371 to 1540 code for a protein of 389 amino acids.